UGCUUUGUUAGAGAAGUUCCAAUUUCAACCACAAUGUUUUCUCCACAGUUGCAGGCUGUGAGCAGUUCAAUUGCUGGUUGGUCUUCUGCCAACAGCAUUUCAAUUUGCACCCAAACAGAUGUUUUGAAUUGUAGACCCUUACAUCUGAGUCAGAAAGCUGGAGGCUCAAGUCCCACUGCAACUCACUUGAGCACAAAAUAUUAAGGGAGUACUGCUCUGUCCAAGGUGCUACAUUUACAUGAGACAUUAAACCAAGGCCCUAAUUGCCCUCUCAAGAGGUCACAUAAUACCCUUCAGCAGUAUUUUGAAGAUGAACAAGGGAGUUUGCCCUUGUGUUCUGACCAGUAGUGAUUCCUCAACCAAAAUGAGGUAAAGCAGAUUAUCUGGUCUGUACCUGUGUGCUGUUUUGUGGGGUUUUACUGCAGGUAUGUUGGCUGUCACAGUUCCCCACACUACAAACAUGACUGUAAUUUCCAAGAGAAUUUUAUGAGCUGGAAGAUGCUUUGGGAUUCCCCGAAGCAUUGAAAUUAAUCACAUAAAUACAGAAUUUUUCCUUUUGUUCAUGUGUUUAAAUGGUGACUUACUGUUUGGGAUUUUUUGAUAAAUUAUGCCUAGAAUAAAGUGGGAAACUAAUGUGUCUUGCUUUAUUCACAUUCUUCUACCAAGGGGUGGUUAUGUGAACUUUUACGUUGGAAAGAAGACCCUUCCCCAGAGAAUAGGACUCUUUGGGAAAACUUAUCAAUGAUCAGGAGGUUCCUGAGCCUUCCUCAGGCUGAGCGAGAUGCCAUUUAUGAACAAGAAAGCAAUGUGAUCCAUCACCAUGGAGACCGACCAUCCCACAUUAUUCAUGUUUCUGCAGAGCCAAUUCAGCAACAGCCAGCAGCACCCCGACUUGCACCUAAACAGCCUACGUCAACACCAGCAGAGUCAGAAGAUGAGAGCCGGCAUAAGCCCAGAUCUCGUACUAAGAUUUCUGUAGAAGCCCUGGGGAUCUUACAGAGCUUUAUACAGGAUGUAGGUUUGUACCCAGAUGAAGAAGCAAUUCAGACUCUGUCAGCUCAACUUGACCUGCCCAAGUAUACAAUCAUAAAGUUUUUUCAAAACCAACGUUACCAUCUAAAGCAUCAUGGCAAACUGAAGGACCAUGCAGGCUUGGAGGUAGAUGUGGCUGAGUAUGAGAAAGAGGAAUUGCUGGAAGACUCAGAGGACUCAGAGGAAAAUGAGGAAGGCAAAAGCUCAAAAGAAAUAUAUUCAGUUAAAGUGGAAGAGACAUUGUCAGGAGAAGGGACUACAAAUAACUUAGAUCCUGAUCAGGAACCAAAAGACUGACCCUGAUGUUACAUGAACAUUUCUUUAUUUUGUAACUGUGCCACUGAUGUGUAAUUACAUGAAAACCCGUCUUGUUUCCUGCAUUAUUCAUCAGAAAGACCAAUUUGUCUUUACAAACUUGCACAAAUAUAUUAGAAAGAGUCCCAGUAAAAGACUGAACAAAUCUCCUGUGGAUAAUGCAGACUGCACUAGAAGUUUUUCAUUUUUUCUUUCAAGCAAACAAGCAGCUACAUAUGAAGUAUUGGGAUUGCCUUGAACAUUUUUGUAACUGCUGUUUACUGAUUAAUGACAGUUUCUGUACGGCGCAUCAACAGAGGAAACUGACACUGUAUGAUGUUUGACUGUAUUAGCUGUCAAACUUAAAAUGCUCAUUCAGAAGCUUUCCACAACUGAUCACAGAUUAGCCAGUUCUGAAUGGAUCAAACACUCCAGUUUCAAUUCUCCACCCAAACCGGUAUGUUUCUUGCAACUUAAAAGGAAAAUCUGGCCUUUUCAAAAUUAACAAAAUUGAAGAUGAGAAUACUUUGUGCUUAGCUAUUGUUAAAGUUGCAAAAAAAAAUGAAGAAACUGCUCGCUGUAAAAUGCAGCGUUAAUGGAAAAUAUGCCAAUAAUUGCCUUGUGUAAUAUGGCACUGCCAUCAUUCAAUUAUUCUGCAAGAGAGCAAUCACUGUAACUUUGAGUCUUGUCAUUUCCUGAUUUUAAAAUGUGAAACACAACUUUUUUUUUAAAAAUUUGUGUAGUCUAGAUUAUUUAUUUUAAGAAAACUUAGCCUCAUGAUGUAAUUAAUUUUUUGAAGUUUCUGUUACAUGUAACAUAGUGCUUUUUCAUACUGACUUUUUCUAUUUAUAAAUGUAUUUUGAUGGGCAGUGAUACAAAGUGUCUUAAAAGUUUCAAUUGAAAAAUUGUGCUUUAAAAUUUGCCUAAAAACUGCUGUAUGUUAUCAAAGCAAUUCAUACCAUGGGCUUCACUCUUUAUGGUGUAUGCAAUUUUCUAUAUUAAUGUUAAACCAUCAUGCAAAUGAACAUAGGUUAAUAAAAAAAUAAAAUACAUUAGAUAACUUAUAAACUUCACAGAAAAAUAGAUGUUUUGCAAUGUGUCUUCCUUCGGUUUACAAUGGAUUGAAGCUUUUUUCAGUAUAAAUUUCUGUAUGAAGAUUACAAGUGUACCUGUUUUUCUGAGUUAUAUUGCGAUGUGGAACUGAGAUCACAAAUUAUUUUGUUAAAUCUGACCAUGUUAGACUUUUUUUUAAAGCAUCACAGGUUUUCUUUAUGCAAAAAUGUUCAGAUGGGGAUGGUUAUUAAUUGUUAAUCGCACAAUUAAACUAUCUUUGUAUAAUAUGAUAA
Molecule: messenger RNA, 2672 nt
Organism: Rhincodon typus (whale shark)
Lineage: Eukaryota; Metazoa; Chordata; Chondrichthyes; Orectolobiformes; Rhincodontidae
Product: DNA-binding protein SATB1-like
Exons: 2
Coding region: 742-1329 (195 amino acids)
Biological process (GO): chromatin remodeling; regulation of transcription by RNA polymerase II
Molecular function (GO): DNA-binding transcription factor activity, RNA polymerase II-specific; RNA polymerase II cis-regulatory region sequence-specific DNA binding
Source: RefSeq, a predicted model, not a curated record